GCCUUCUCACUUUUCGGAGGUGCGCGACCAGUCUUCAUCUUCAUGAAUACCGUCAUGUGAAGACUAUAACUUUCUUAAUGGAAUGUGCAAGAACCUCCAAGCGUGUUCUUUAGUGAGCAAGAAUGAGAAUAAGAUGUAUAUUUCUACGUAGACAACAAUACAAGUGCUUCAUUUUUUCUUUGUCGUUGCUUGUGGUAUGUCUCCUGAAGCUUGUGCACAUAAAAGCCACUGUAAAAAACAGCUUUUUUAUUGAGCCUUAUGGAGUUACAGCAAAUGUUUAUAGAGUUCAGCCACCAGCAUAUGAUAUUAAUUGCUCUGCUAUUUAUCAAAUGGACCCAGUGGAGGUCGGGAAGUCUCUAGAAAUUAGACGGAAAGACAUUGUUGACUUGGAUGAUGACAACAUUGUGUCUUUGACCUCAGACUGUCUGGGAUACAUUCAGUCAAGAGGAUAUGCCAACCUGCCCCUCUCCAAUGAGGAGCGCCAGUUCCCACUGGCAUAUUCAUUGGUAGUGCACAAGCAUGCUUCCAUGGUGGAGAGGAUCCUGCGUGCAGUGUACAUGCCUCAUAACAUUUACUGCAUCCAUUAUGACCGAAAGUCAGCCAAAAGUUUCAUAUCCGCAAUGGAGAACUUUGCCAAGUGUCUUCCCAAUGUCUUCAUCGCCUCCAAGCUGGAAUCUGUACAGUAUGCCAAUAUCACCAGGCUUAAGGCAGACCUUAACUGCUUAUCGGACCUCCUGGGAUCAAAAGUCAAGUGGAAGUACGUCAUUAAUCUCUGUGGCCAGGACUUCCCGCUGAGGUCCAACUAUGAGCUUGUGGCCGAGCUGAAGAAGCUGCAGGGUGCAAACAUGCUGGAGUCCAGCCGGCCCAGCGAGCUGAAGAAACAGCGCUUUAAGUUCCAGUACAUGCUAAAGGACGUGUCUUUUGAGUACCAGAAGCUGCCAGUUAAGACCACUCAUACCAAAGCCCCACCGCCUCACAACAUCAAGAUCUUUAUUGGAAGUGCCUACUUUGUACUGUCGCGCGAGUUUGUCAGUUAUGUUGAUGGGAACCCGCUGGUGAAGGACUUCCUGGCAUGGUCGGCAGACACAUACUCUCCAGACGAGCACUUCUGGGCCACUUUGGUGCGAGUGCCUGCUGCCCCAGGUGCCAUCCUGCAAUCCCAGCCUGAUAUCACGGACCUCAUGAGCAGGACUCGGCUGGUGAAGUGGAAUUAUCUGGAAGGCUCCCUGUACCCACCCUGCACUGGUAAACACUUGCGAAGUGUCUGUAUUUAUGGGGCUGCCGAGCUGCGUUGGCUUCUUAAUUACGGCCAUUGGUUUGCCAACAAGGUGGAUCCUAAAGUGGAUCCGGUCCUUAUUAAAUGUUUGGAGAAAAAACUUCUGGAGAAGCAAAGACUCAUGGUAAAAUUGGCAUCAAGAUGAACCAAAGUUUUUAAAUGUCCAGACUGAAGUCCAAAUUGAAAACACACCAACCUGCCUUUAAACCAAAAUUGAUAUGGGCAAAUAGCAAUUAUAUUUGUUUCUUGUCGGCUGGCUCUGGCCAGAAACUCGUGGGACAGAGAUUAUGAAUGGAUGUGCUGCAAAUAUGUGGAGAAAAGCAGGUGAGAAGCACCAUGGUGUGUCGCCUCUUAUAGAUGUGUGUUGCGGCUGGCUGAUUCUUAAAGGAAUGCUGGGUUUGUUAUAAUAACAGGGAAGUAAGCUUUUUUUCAGCCAUAGUGAGGAAUGAUUGUUUUUCAUUGUCCACAUUGGAAACAUGUAUUGUGUCGUGUCUGUUGUUGAUUUUGUCCACAUGUUGCGUUUUGAAAUUAUCAUGGUUGAACAUGGAAAUUGUGCUUUUAAAUACAUAUUUACAGGGACAUUUUUACAGGGAUGUUUUUAUGAUCUUAUGUUAUUUUUUCAUGUACUGGAAUUGUCAUUUUUCCCUCAAAAUAUGUAAGUGUUACUGUACUGGAAGCUGUUUUGAGCACAAGUCUUCAGUAACUCCAAGAGUGACUGUUAUUGAGAUUAACACAACACAGAAUGAAGAGGCUUUCUCACUGUUUUUUCAUAAUAAAUGAACUAAAGUUUGACAUUUUGGGUUCAUGGACAAUUUAUUUUUUUACAUGUUUUGCCAAAUGUGCUUUUCUUGAAAAUAUUGUUAAACUGAUCCUGUGAGCUAUUUCUAGGGAAUGACAACAGGAAUUAAAAGCAUAUCUUCCUUCCCUUUUUGCCUGAAAUAAGACCAAUGCAAGACCAGUGUCCAACACAAUGGAGUCAAACUUUAGGAUAGGACUAAGAUUGCACUUGUAAGUGCAAGGGUUUUUAUCAUUUACAUUGUGCUAUUAUGUUUCAAAUAUGCAUUGUACUGUACUUAGAAAAUUGGUCUGUGGAAUAUAAUUUAUUGUUGACACUUAAAAUUGUACAACCAUAUAUCUGUGAAAUGUUCAUCAAGAAGGUAUCAAGUCUGAUUGUGUACAGGUGCAGUGGGACACUACUUGAUAUUUGAUUUGUUUUCACCAUUUGUGACCUUUAUGUUCAGAUGAGGGCUGUAUUUGUGUAACAAAUACAUUAAGGAAUGUAUGCUGGUUGGUUUCAUUUGUGUAGUAACUUCACAUUUUCUGCAUUUUUAUAUGGACAUUUUAUUGUUUUCUGAAAUGGUAAUAAAAAAUAAUCUUUUGGGAAUGUAUGAAA
This is a messenger RNA of Conger conger (European conger), 2669 nucleotides long. Its product is annotated as beta-1,3-galactosyl-O-glycosyl-glycoprotein beta-1,6-N-acetylglucosaminyltransferase 4-like. Gene Ontology annotation, cellular component: membrane. Gene Ontology annotation, molecular function: acetylglucosaminyltransferase activity. Lineage: Eukaryota; Metazoa; Chordata; Actinopteri; Anguilliformes; Congridae. The transcript has 3 exons. The record is from RefSeq and is a predicted model, not a curated record. Bases 123 to 1421 code for a protein of 432 amino acids.